Messenger RNA from Jatropha curcas, 2611 nucleotides. RefSeq lists its product as uncharacterized. Gene Ontology annotation, biological process: 7-methylguanosine mRNA capping; dephosphorylation. The record is from RefSeq and is a predicted model, not a curated record. Gene Ontology annotation, molecular function: mRNA guanylyltransferase activity; ATP binding; mRNA 5'-triphosphate monophosphatase activity. Lineage: Eukaryota; Viridiplantae; Streptophyta; Magnoliopsida; Malpighiales; Euphorbiaceae.
AGUGCCUCCAGUUCCCACCAGGUCGUCUUCUCAAUAGGUUCUCUGCAGAAGCACGGGUAUAUGCUUCAGUUUAACAACUUUACAUUCUUUGUUUCAAAUUUCUUAUCGAUUGCGCAAUGAUUAAGUAGAUGCGUAAAUCCAAUGAACUUCUUUUUAUUGCAAUCACUCCUUUUAUAGCCCGAUUAAGCUAUUCAUCGAGCUCCAUUGUUAUAGUUGAUGCAAUCUAAUUCUGUAAUUCAUAUGAGUUAGCUUCAUAAUCGAACAGACUCACAAAUCCAAGCCGAUAAUUUUUACUGCACAAUUUUAGUGACUUCACUAUGGAUUUCAAUGGUUCCUCGCAAUCUAAAAAGUAUAAAGAGGAAAGUCUUGUUCGCGAAGUUGCAGGGCGCGAGCAUGUAGGUGCAGCAGAUAGUGGAGGAAGACAAUGGAGAAUGAAAAGGAAAUUCCCAAGCGAGGGUCAAGUGCAUGUCCCUCCAUCACAUAUGCAUGAUCGGCAGUUUAAAUUUGGAAACCAUGGAUCUUAUAAUGGAAACAUGCUCCCUCAUGGCUGGUUGGAUUGCCCUGCAUAUGGUGAAGCUGUAGGUUGUAUAAUUCCUUCAAAGGUUCCACUUGGUGAGUCCUUCAGUCAAAUUAUUCCCAGCAAAAGAUAUACGCCCAAACAUGUGAUAUAUGAACAAAGACAACGGGGAAGAGAACUUGGUUUAGUGAUUGAUCUAACAAACACUAACCGUUACUACCCCAUAUCAGCCUGGUUGGGAGAAGGAAUUGGUCAUAUUAAGAUUAGAUGCAAGGGCAGGGAUGAUGUACCUGAUGAUGCAUCUAUAGAUAAGUUUGUCUAUGAGGUUUUGCAAUUUCAGUCCCGAGAAACGCACUCAGAGAAGUAUAUUCUGGUCCACUGUACACAUGGGCAUAAUCGCACAGGUUAUAUGAUUGCUCAUUUUCUUAAGCGUACAAAAUCAAUUUCCGUCACAGAGGCAAUAGAUAUUUUUGCUAGGGCACGUCCUCCAGGAAUCUAUAAGCAAGAUUACAUUGAUUCAUUAUACAUGUGUUAUCAAGAAGAGAAACCUGCAUUAGUUGUUUGCCCUCAAACUCCAGAGUGGAAAAGAUCAUCUGAUCCGGAAUUUAAUAGCGAAGCUGUACAUGAUCAUAGAAAUGGAGCGGCUCCUUUGCAUGAGCAUUAUGUGGGAGAUCAUGUCAUGACCAAUGAUGAUCUGCUGGGAAAUGCUGUGUGUUCUGAUCAACAACAAGCAAUGCGACAGAUCUGCUAUCAAUUACUUAAACUGGGAGUACCAGCAAGAAGAAAUCUUCAUUUUCCAGGGUCUCACCCAGUUUCUCUCAAUAGGGACAACUUACAACUCUUAAGACAGCGAUACUAUUAUGCCACAUGGAAGGCUGAUGGAACACGGUACAUGAUGCUAAUAACUAGGGAUGGAUGUUACUUGAUUGACAGGAAUUUUUACUUCCGAAAAGUCAACAUGCGGUUCCCAUGCAAAAACAUGAAUAAGGGUGUGCUUGAUCAGACUCAUCACUAUACAUUGCUUGAUGGAGAGAUGGUUAUUGAUACUGACUCUAACACACAGAAGCAAGAGAGAAGAUACCUUAUUUAUGAUGUGAUGGCAAUUAAUCAAACAUCUAUGAUAGAGCUUCCCUUCCAUGAGAGAUGGAAGAUGCUUGUUAAAGAAGUGAUUGAACCUCGAAAUUGGGAGCGAGAGGCUCUUUCCAAGAGCAUGAAUCCAUAUUAUAGAUAUGACAUGGAGCCAUUUAGUGUAAGGAGGAAGGACUUUUGGCUGCUAUCUACUGUUGACAAGGUUCUAAAGCAAUUUAUUCCUAGGCUUUCACAUGAAGCAGAUGGUCUCAUAUUUCAGGGAUGGGAUGACCCCUAUGUGCCGCGCACACAUGAAGGUCUUCUAAAGUGGAAAUAUCUUCAUAUGAACUCAGUUGACUUUCUUUUUGAGUUGAGAGAUCCUAAUCGCCAACUUCUUUUUCUUUAUGAACGUGGAAGAAAGAAGCUAAUGGAGGGAAAUAGAGUUGUUUUCAAUGAUGCAUCAGAUCUGUCUUUAUAUUCAGGGAGGAUUAUAGAAUGCUCAUGGGAUUCCGAGAGGCAGGUUUGGAUAUUUAUGCGGAUUAGAACGGACAAAUCAACCCCAAAUGAGUUCAAUACGUAUAGAAAGGUAAUGCGGAGCAUAAGAGAUAACAUUAAUGAGGAGGUCUUGUUCAAGGAGAUCGAUGAGAUCAUUCGCUUGCCAAUGUACGCUGAUAGAAUUCAGAACGAUAUCAAGGCUCAUCAAAACAGAACUUCAGCCCGGCACAAGUGAUGGUUCAUUAACAUGAUAUAUGUUGAGUGAUUAUUAUGCGUGUCUGAGUGCUCCCUGAUUGCUUCUCUGCCUAAUUAGAAUUGAGUUUUAUAAUGUGUUCUUGAGCCAUACUAGCUAAGGGGCUAGAUAGAAUCCUACGCUGAGAGCAAUCGCCAAAAUGUAUUGUUAAAAAGACACUUGUUGAAUUGUUUUUUCUUAUUUUAGUUUUUUUGCCACUAGCUAAGGAAAGGAUACCAAUGCAAAAAAUACAGUUAUUUAAAGCUAUGGAUACAAAUAACAGAGUCAUCUUCCCUGUA